This is a messenger RNA of Jatropha curcas, 2178 nucleotides long. RefSeq names its product ABC-2 type transporter family protein (gene ABCG8). Gene Ontology annotation, cellular component: membrane. Gene Ontology annotation, biological process: transmembrane transport. Gene Ontology annotation, molecular function: ATP hydrolysis activity; ABC-type transporter activity; ATP binding. NCBI's taxonomy places the organism in Eukaryota, Viridiplantae, Streptophyta, Magnoliopsida, Malpighiales, Euphorbiaceae. The record is from RefSeq and is a predicted model, not a curated record.
UUUAAUUCUCGCAUCAGCCUUGUAUCUAUCACACAAUGUUACGUACUCAAAAACUCAAUGGCUACUUCCGUCAACACAGCUCUCUAUCUCUUUUCUUGUUUAAAACCUAAAAUUCUCUCGGUUUCUCUUCUCUCUCCUUUCUCUUUUCCAUGGAAAUCCAAUCACCACCCUCUUCACCGCCCCCAUCACCACCGUCGCCACUGCCGCCACCAGACUCGCUUAGAACAUAUAAAUUAACAGCUAAAUCGAUUUGCUAUGUUAAAUCAACCUCCUUUGCUAAUAGCAUUGCACCAUUUUCAAUGUUCAAACCAUGCAUUACAACUUCACCGAGUUACAUCCUCAAAGAUGUGUCUUUUACGGCUUGUCCAUCUCAAAUCCUUGCCAUUGUUGGCCCUAGCGGAGCUGGAAAAUCAUCUUUGCUCGACAUCUUAGCCGCAAGAACUUCACCAUCAAGUGGUACUCUCCUCCUUAACUCUUUGCCUAUCCAUCCAUCGUCCUUUCGUAAGCUUUCAGCUUAUGUCCCUCAACAUGAUGCAUGCCUUCCUUUGCUUACUGUGUCUGAAACUUUCAUUUUCGCUGCUCAACUUCUCCACCCGAAAUCAUCCGAUAUUUCUACAAUUGUAGAUUCUCUUCUCAAGGAGCUUAGCCUAACACACUUGGCUAAUACUCGAUUAGCUCAUGGCUUAUCUGGCGGCGAACGUAGACGGGUUUCAAUAGGACUUAGUCUUCUCCAUGACCCUGCUGUGUUACUUCUCGAUGAACCCACUUCUUGCCUUGAUAGUAAAUCAGCUCUUAAUGUGAUGCAAACCCUUAAGGCGAUUGCUACUUCACGUCACCGCACUGUGAUUUUGUCAAUUCAUCAACCAAGCUUCAAGAUUCUUUCUACCAUUGAUAAAAUAAUUUUGUUAUCCAAAGGAACUGUAGUUCAUCAUGGAACUAUUUCUUCUUUGCAAAGUUUUUUGCUUUUUAAUGGCUUUACUGUCCCUCCACAACUUAAUGCCCUUGAAUAUGCCAUGGAAAUUUUAGAUCAGCUUCUAGAGAGUAAACCCUCUACACCACCUUCUCUUCCGUCAUCCUCAGAUGAAAAUGGCGUCAAAACACCUCAUUCUGGUAGCAAAUCAAGAGAUGUCAGAUAUAGGAGUUCACGAGUCCAUGAAAUCCUAGUUCUUUAUAGUAGAUUUUGGAAGAUUAUUUACAGAACAAGACAACUUUUGUUAACAAAUACGUUAGAAGCUCUUAUUGUGGGUCUUGUUUUAGGAAGCAUUUACAUCAACAUUGGAUACAGCAAGCAAGGCAUUGAAAAGAGGUUUGGUCUUUUUGCCUUUACUCUCACUUUCCUUCUUUCUUCUACUACCGAAACACUCCCAAUCUUUAUCAAUGAAAGGCCAAUUUUACUGAGAGAAACUUCAAGUGGAAUUUAUAGACUAUCAUCAUAUCUAGUAGCAAAUACUCUUGUCUUCUUGCCAUACUUGCUUGCAGUCGCUAUUAUUUAUUCGGUCUCCGUUUAUUUCUUAGUGGGUCUUUGUUCUUCUUGGCAAGCUUUUGGUUACUUUAUUUUAGUGAUAUGGGUUAUAGUUUUAAUGGCAAACUCAUUUGUUCUUUUUUUGAGCUCUCUUGCUCCAAAUUAUAUAGCUGGAACUUCUCUGGUCACAAUACUUCUUGGCGCUUUCUUUCUCUUCUCCGGCUAUUUCAUUUCACAGGAUAGCAUGCCUAAGUAUUGGCUUUUCAUGCAUUUUUUGUCCAUGUACAAGUAUGCUCUUGACGCCCUUCUUAUCAAUGAGUAUUCUUGCCUUGUAAGUAAGUGCUUCCUUUGGUAUGACGAAACGAAGACGUGUAUGGUGACUGGAGCUGAUGUGUUAGAGAAGAAAGGGCUCGCUGAAAGCCAUAGAUGGACUAACAUCUAUAUUUUGAUUGGUUUUUUUCUGUUCUAUCGUGUGCUUUGUUUGCUCGUUUUGAUCAGAAGGGUUUCAAGAUCCAAAAAAUGAAAUUUUAUGUUUUCUUUCACUGUUUCUUGAAAGUCGAAGCUCCCUUAAUGGCUUCUUGAGCUUCACUAGUUCCUCAAAAAGUAUAAGUUGGAAAAACUGUAGCAAAGCCAAGUUUAGUUCAAGAAUUACAUUGCCAUUGUACAACUUUUUAAGUGAAUUUUAGUAUAUAUUUGAGAUUUUUAUGUUUCAGAAA